AUGAGCAAUUUGACAGCGAGCUGCUUGGCCAACGCAACAAUUUGUGAAGGUGCAUCCUGUGUGGCACCUGAGAGCAAUUUCAAUGCCAUCCUCAGCGUGGUUCUGAGUACCGUGCUGACCAUCCUUCUGGCUCUGGUCAUGUUCUCCAUGGGUUGCAAUGUGGAAAUCAAGAAAUUCCUGGGGCACAUAAAGCGGCCAUGGGGCAUCUUCAUCGGCUUCCUCUGCCAGUUUGGGAUCAUGCCCCUCACGGGAUUUGUCCUAGCGGUGGCCUUUGGCAUCAUGCCCAUCCAGGCCGUGGUGGUGCUCAUCAUGGGAUGCUGCCCUGGAGGAACGGCCUCCAACAUCCUGGCCUAUUGGGUCGAUGGAGACAUGGACUUGAGCGUCAGCAUGACCACCUGCUCCACAUUGCUUGCCCUCGGAAUGAUGCCGCUAUGCCUUUAUGUCUACACCAAAAUGUGGGUGGACUCUGGGACCAUUAUAAUUCCUUAUGAUAACAUAGGUACUUCCUUGGUCGCUCUUGUUGUUCCUGUUUCCAUUGGAAUGUUUGUUAAUCACAAGUGGCCCCAAAAGGCAAAGAUCAUACUUAAAGUUGGAUCCAUUGCAGGUGCAAUCCUUAUUGUGCUCAUAGCUGUGGUAGGAGGAAUAUUGUACCAAAGUGCCUGGAUCAUCGAACCCAAGCUGUGGAUUAUAGGGACGAUAUUUCCCAUGGCUGGUUACUCCCUGGGCUUUUUUUUGGCUAGAAUAGCUGGUCAGCCAUGGUACAGGUGCCGAACAGUUGCUUUGGAAACAGGGAUGCAGAACACACAGCUGUGCUCGACAAUCGUGCAGCUCUCCUUCAGCCCCGAGGAUCUUACUUAUGUGUUCACCUUCCCGCUCAUUUACAGCAUCUUCCAGAUCGCCUUCGCAGCAAUCUUCUUAGGAAUAUAUGUCGCAUAUAGGAAAUGUUAUGGGAAAAAUGAUGCAGAAUUUCCAGACAUCAAAGACACCAAAACAGAGCCGGAGUCAUCGUUUCAUCAGAUGAAUGGAGGAUUUCAACCAGAGUGA
This is a messenger RNA of Lepus europaeus (European hare), 1044 nucleotides long. RefSeq names its product solute carrier family 10 member 2 (gene SLC10A2). Bases 1 to 1044 code for a protein of 347 amino acids. Gene Ontology annotation, molecular function: bile acid:sodium symporter activity. Gene Ontology annotation, cellular component: apical plasma membrane. The transcript has 6 exons. The record is from RefSeq and is a predicted model, not a curated record. Gene Ontology annotation, biological process: bile acid and bile salt transport. Lineage: Eukaryota; Metazoa; Chordata; Mammalia; Lagomorpha; Leporidae.